UGCACCGCGCCCCGCAGGAAGUAGUUCCCUGGGCGGAAGCCUCGGAGCGUGAUAUAGCGGAAGUGCCUUCUCUUCCGGUCUCUUUGGUGUCCGCGGCACUAGCGAGAUGACGAAGGGAACGUCAUCCUUUGGAAAGCGUCGUAAUAAGACGCACACGUUGUGCCGCCGCUGUGGCUCUAAAGCCUACCACCUUCAGAAGUCGACCUGUGGCAAAUGUGGCUAUCCUGCAAAACGCAAAAGAAAGUAUAACUGGAGUGCAAAGGCUAAAAGGCGAAAUACCACCGGAACUGGUCGAAUGAGGCACCUAAAAAUUGUGUAUCGCAGAUUCAGGCAUGGAUUCCGUGAAGGAACAACACCUAAACCCAAGAGAGCAGCUGUUGCAGCAUCCAGUUCAUCUUGAGAAUUUCAGCGAUUACUCAAAAUAAAUACUUUGGUUUUAAAAGAUA
This is a messenger RNA of Chinchilla lanigera (long-tailed chinchilla), 446 nucleotides long. RefSeq names its product ribosomal protein L37 (gene Rpl37). The record is from RefSeq and is a predicted model, not a curated record. The transcript has 4 exons. Gene Ontology annotation, cellular component: ribosome; cytosolic large ribosomal subunit. NCBI's taxonomy places the organism in Eukaryota, Metazoa, Chordata, Mammalia, Rodentia, Chinchillidae. Bases 107 to 400 code for a protein of 97 amino acids. Gene Ontology annotation, molecular function: structural constituent of ribosome; RNA binding. Gene Ontology annotation, biological process: translation.